This is a messenger RNA of Rosa rugosa (rugosa rose), 393 nucleotides long. RefSeq lists its product as uncharacterized. The transcript has a single exon. Gene Ontology annotation, molecular function: chromatin binding. NCBI's taxonomy places the organism in Eukaryota, Viridiplantae, Streptophyta, Magnoliopsida, Rosales, Rosaceae. The record is from RefSeq and is a predicted model, not a curated record. The coding region runs from base 1 to 393 and encodes 130 amino acids.
AUGGAGUUCAGGUCUAAAGUAGACGAUGCAUGGUACGCCGUCAAAAUUUUGACGGAGGGCGAUGGUGGGGAAUGGUUGAGAGUGAAGUUCGACGACUUCAAAGACGAGGACGAUGAGGUGUACAAGGUCAAGGACCUGACAUCCAUUAACCACGUGAUGAAGUUCCGAUCAAGGUUCAGGGCUGUGUCUAUUCAGGUGCAAGACUCAGAAUGCCCGAACGUGGUGGAGGGCACGCUCGUGUGUGCUGCCGUUUCAGUUUUACCCAACGAUUGUCGCUUCUAUGAUGCUGUUGUUAACCAGGUGAAGAUUUUUAUACUCAUUAUUCUCACUAUUAUUGUUUUCUCAAACUUUGAUGAACAACAAGUAACCAUUGAUUGUGAUUUCAAACCAUAA